Messenger RNA from Penicillium nucicola, 4239 nucleotides. Its product is annotated as putative ABC multidrug transporter. Gene Ontology annotation, molecular function: ATP hydrolysis activity; ATP binding; ABC-type transporter activity. NCBI's taxonomy places the organism in Eukaryota, Fungi, Ascomycota, Eurotiomycetes, Eurotiales, Aspergillaceae. The transcript has 4 exons. The record is from RefSeq and is a predicted model, not a curated record. Gene Ontology annotation, cellular component: membrane. Bases 1 to 4239 code for a protein of 1412 amino acids. Gene Ontology annotation, biological process: transmembrane transport.
AUGGCGGAUUCGGAGAAGCCUGCCCGUGCAGGGUCGGAUGAUAUUCCAUAUGACACCGAAAGCGCCAUGACGAUUGCCGGCUCUGAAACUCCACCACAAGAGUCGUCGGAGAUCAAAAGCAACAGCUGGGGUAUGCUCUCGCGUCUCCAAGAAGACAAUGCCCGGAACCUGGCUUCAGGGUUCAAACAGCAAACGCUCGGUGUGACCUGGAAGGAUCUAUCUGUACAGGUUACCAGUGCCGAAGCGGCGGUCAACGAGACGGUCCUAUCGCAGUUCAACAUUCCCCAGAAAAUCCAGGAUAGCCGCAGAAAACCUCCUCUGCGGACCAUUGUUCGAGAGAGCCACGGAAAUGUCCGACCUGGAGAAAUGCUCCUCGUUCUGGGUCGACCGGGGUCUGGUUGUUCGACAUUGUUGAAAAUGCUCGCUAAUAAGCGCGGGGGGUAUAAAUCCGUGGAAGGUGAGAUACGGUUUGGCUCGAUGAACACCAAAGAAGCCGAAAAUUAUCGCGGUCAGAUUGUUCUCAACAGCGAGGAAGAGAUCUUCUUCCCAACUCUUACCGUCGGCCAAACCAUGGACUUUGCAACCCGCCUCAAGGUCCCCUUUAACUUGCCGGAGGGCAUGACUGCCUCGGAGUAUCAGCAGGCAUCAAAGAAGUUCCUUCUUGAGUCUGUCGGAAUCUCCCAUACCGAAGACACCAAGGUUGGAAACGAAUACGUCCGUGGCGUGUCAGGAGGAGAGCGCAAGCGAGUGUCGAUUAUUGAAUGCAUGGCUACUCGAGGAUCCGUUUUCUGCUGGGAUCAAUCGACUCGUGGUCUUGAUGCUUCCACUGCCCUCGAAUGGGCCAAGGCUAUUCGAGCCAUGACCGACGUCCUUGGUCUCACGACAAUCGUCACUCUUUAUCAGGCCGGUAACGGUAUCUUUGACCUCUUUGAUAAAGUGCUCGUACUCGAUGAAGGAGAACAAAUUUACUACGGUCCUAGAGAACAGGCCCGUCCAUUCAUGGAGGAUGCCGGUUUCAUCUGCCUCGAGGGUUCCAACGUCGCCGACUACCUCACUGGUGUGACCGUUCCGACCGAGCGACGUAUUCGCGAUGGCUACGAGAACCGCUUCCCUCGCAACGCAGAGGCUCUUCGUGCCGAGUAUGAAAAGUCACCAAUUUAUGCUCAGAUGACAGCUGAAUACUCUUACCCCGACUCUGAUGUCGCUCGUGAACGGACCAGGGAGUUCAAGGAGGGUGUCGCUUUCGAGACAUCCAAGAAGCUUCCUAAUAAUAGUCCUUUCACUGUUGGCUUUGUUGAUCAGGUCAAGAUUUGUGUUCAACGUCAAUAUCAAAUCAUUUGGGGUGACAAGGCCACUUUCAUCAUUAAGCAGGUCGCUACACUGGCUCAGGCGCUAAUUGCAGGAUCCUUGUUCUACAAUGCCCCUGAUAACUCUGGCGGCCUCUUCGUCAAGUCCGGUGCACUAUUCUUUUCUUUGCUGUACAACAGUCUGCUUGCGAUGAGCGAGGUUACCGAGUCUUUCUCUGGAAGACCAGUUCUCAUCAAGCACAAAAGUUUCGCCUAUUUCCACCCGGCUGCAUUUUGCUUGGCCCAGAUUGCUGCUGAUAUCCCUGUUUUACUUUUCCAAAUCUCGAUGUUUGGCUUGGUUGUCUACUUCAUGGUUGGACUUACCAUGUCGGCCGGUGCCUUCUUUACUUAUUGGAUUGUCGUUUUCACCACAACAAUGGCUAUGACUGCACUAUUCCGUGCUGUCGGUGCUGUCUUUUCAACCUUUGAUGGUGCUUCCAAGGUCUCUGGUUUGUUAAUCAUGUGUACAGUUCUUUACACUGGAUAUAUGAUCCAAAAGCCGAAGAUGCACCCUUGGCUUGGCUGGAUUUUCUGGAUUGAUCCACUUGCUUAUGGAUUUGAAGCGUUGCUAGCUACCGAGUUCCAUGGAAAAAGCAUUCCAUGCGUUGGCACCAAUCUCAUUCCUACUGGCCCCGGAUAUGAAAAUGCCCAAGACCAUCAAUCUUGCGCUGGAGUUGGCGGUGCCAUCCAAGGCCAAAACUUUGUACUUGGUGACAAUUACCUGUCAUCUCUUUCAUACAGUCAUUCUCACGUCUGGCGCAACUUCGGUAUCAACUGGGCCUGGUGGGCACUGUUUGUUUUCCUUACCAUCGUUGCGACCUCGAGGUGGAAGUCAGCAUCCGAGUCUGGCAACACACUGGUCAUCCCCCGCGAAUAUCUUCACAAGCAUCUCCAGAAUCAGAAGAAGGAUGAAGAGGGCCAGGCAUCUUCUAAGGCUAUCACUGAGGGCAGCGAAGAGCCUACCGACAUCGACAACCAACUUGUGAGAAACACUUCGGUCUUCACAUGGAAGGACCUGUCCUACACUGUCAAGACACCGACCGGCGAUCGAGUCCUUCUCGAUAAGGUUCACGGAUGGGUGAAACCUGGUAUGCUAGGUGCUCUCAUGGGCUCCUCUGGUGCAGGAAAGACGACACUUCUGGAUGUUCUUGCUCAGCGUAAGACUGAGGGCACUAUUCACGGCUCUAUCAUGGUCGAUGGCCGCCCACUGCCUGUCUCGUUCCAACGUUCCGCCGGUUAUGUUGAGCAACUCGAUAUUCACGAGCGGAUGGCAACUGUCCGCGAAUCAUUGGAGUUCUCCGCACUUCUUCGUCAACCUGCCCACAUUCCCCGCUCCGAGAAGUUGGCCUAUGUCGAUGUGAUUAUUAACCUUCUCGAACUCCAUGAUUUGGCCGAUACUAUGAUUGGUAGCGUCGGAGCUGGUUUGUCUGUUGAACAGAGAAAGCGUGUCACUAUUGGCGUUGAGCUUGUUUCUAAGCCUAGUAUUCUGAUCUUCCUGGAUGAACCUACCAGUGGUCUUGACGGCCAGAGUGCUUACAAUACUGUUCGCUUCUUGAGGAAGUUGGCAGACGUUGGACAAGCUGUCUUGGUUACUGUGCACCAGCCCUCUGCUCAGCUGUUUGCUGAAUUUGAUCAACUUCUUUUGCUUGCCAAGGGAGGUAAGACCGUCUACUUUGGUGAGAUUGGAGAGAAUGCCGAAACACUUAAGGCCUACUUCUCACGUUAUGGUGCACCAUGUCCUCCUGAGACCAACCCUGCCGAGCAUAUGAUCGAUGUCGUUUCUGGUCAAAUGAGCCAAGGCCGAGAUUGGAACAAUGUCUGGCUCGAAUCACCCGAGCACACCAAAAUGCUUAAGGACCUUGAUUCGAUCAUUCAAACUGCUGCUUCCCUGCCCGCUGGAACCAAUGAUGAUGGCCGGGAGUUUGCUACUUCUCUCUGGGAACAAACCGGACUCGUCCUCAAGCGUACCUCAACUGCCCUAUUCCGAAACAGUGACUACAUUAACAACAAGUUCGCACUUCACAUUUCUUCGGGUUUGUUUGUUGGCUUCAGCUUUUGGAUGAUCGGCGACUCAGUUGGUGACCUACAACUGACGUUGUUCUUCAUCUUCAAUGCCAUCUUCGUUGCCCCUGGUGUCAUUAACCAAUUGCAGCCGACCUUCCUCGAGCGCCGAGACCUGUUUGAAGCACGCGAGAAGAAGGCUAAAAUGUACUCGUGGAAAGCGUUUGUAUUUGCUCUGGUUGUCUCUGAGAUCCCAUAUUUGAUUAUUUGUGGUGUUCUCUUCUUUGUCUGCUGGUAUUGGACCGGUGGUAUGGCAACUGAGGCCAGCAAGAGUGGAUCCAUGUUCACGGUGUUCCUCUUGUAUGAGUUCUUGUACACUGGAAUUGGUCAAUUCGUUGCUGCUUAUGCCCCUAACGCCAACAUGGCUGCCAUGAUCAACCCCCUUGUUCUGGGUACCUUAAUCUCCUUCUGUGGUGUCCUUGUUCCUUACGCCCAAAUCCAAGCCUUCUGGAGAUACUGGAUGUACUACCUCAACCCAUUCAACUAUUUGAUGGGAAGUAUGCUGGUAUUCGGUCUCUUUGACAAAAAGGUGCAGUGCUCAGAAGAAGAGUACGCACUCUUCACUGCCCCAAACGGAACAACUUGUGGUGAAUAUCUCGCCGACUACAUGCAAACCAUUGGAGCUCGCAUGAAUCUGCUGGACCCCGAUGCUACCGAAUGCCGUGUGUGCCAAUACACUCGUGGAUCCGAUUAUCUGCAGACAGUCAAUCUUCUUGACUACUACUAUGGCUGGCGGGAUACUGCUCUCGUCGGUCUUUUCGUGGUUAGCUCUUAUGCUCUUGUCUUUGGUCUGAUGAAACUCAGAACUAAGGCCUCCAAAAAGGCUGAUUGA